Messenger RNA from Pogona vitticeps (central bearded dragon), 2710 nucleotides. NCBI's taxonomy places the organism in Eukaryota, Metazoa, Chordata, Lepidosauria, Squamata, Agamidae. The record is from RefSeq and is a predicted model, not a curated record.
UCGUAUUUUUUUUCCUUUUCUUUUCCCCAAUUCUCCAUAGCUACCAAAGCAUGGUUGCUCUUGGCGAUGGUUAUUCAGAACAAACCAGACCAACACCACGUGUCUUGCCGAUGUGUCUAUGCAGUCUUAUACGCAUCAGUAAUAAUUGCGAGCCGUCAAUUCAAUUAUGACUUACGGUGAAUUUUUUUCGUGGUUUUCUAGGUAGUGAAUAACCAAAAGUAGUUUUUCACUCCGUUCUUCUGGGGGCUUCCUAGGACUGGGCAGCUUGCCCAAGGCUACACAGGCUGGCCCUUCUCCCUGGAGGCACGGUGGGGAAUCGAACACCCAACCUCUGGCUCCGCAGUCAGAUAACCUAACUCACGCAACCAUCCAUCCAGCUUAUACACGUUAGUUUGCCACAUAAAGAGGGGCGUGUGUGUUUUAUGGGGGAGGGGUGAAUAAGUGGGGAUGUGGCGAAUUUUAAAGGAGUGAUAGUUUCCAAGGUUUUAGAGAAACUGCUGUAUAUUAGGCAAGAUGAACUUGUGGAGUUAUUUAUUGCAAGGAAUUCUUGUCUAAAGGUGUUCUUUUUCACAGAAAAACAAGUGAGACAUAAAUGAUAAAGGGUAAUAUAUGGGUUGAACAAGCUUCUCAUGCUGCCAGUUCAGUGCACAUGGAAAAUAACUAAAUCAAGCAUAUGCCUUGUCUACCACAUUGGUACAUUUUCACUUUCAACCUAGAUAGAGCGGAGCUUUUACAGUUUUUGGCCAUGUAGCAGGACAGCCACAUUCUGCAUGCAUAGGGAUCACAAACUGGUAUCUCAUCAGAUAGCUGCAGACUGCAGAUACGUGUCUUCACGAGGCCAAGAGCUACCAUAUGGGACCUUUGAUGAUUCCAGGAUAUGGAGAACGCAAAGCAAUUGUGAAAAGUCUUCCUGCGGUCUGAGAUCAAGCUGGAUGGAGCAUGCAUCCCCAUAAAGCAGGAUGUCCCUUAACGGUUGGAAACAGGCAGGGACAGUAAUCAACCAGCUUAACUUGUGCUUUCCAUGUCCCAUGUGUUUCUUCACAGGCUACUGCACAAGCUGCCAAAUCAGAAAGAACAAUUGUGGUCUGUGGCAUUCCAGAUGGCCUUCUCAAUGAUGAUAUAAUGGCUGACAUACUAAUGAUUCAUUUUCAAAAAGCAAAGAACAAAGGUGGUGAUGUGGAGGACGUUGCCUAUCCGACAGCAACCAAAGGAGUGGCAUACGUAACAUUUGAAGAUAAACGAGAAGAAAAUUUGAAUCUCUCCUCAGUUGCAGAGAACGUCCUUCAGAAAGGUGAACACAGACUAGAGGACAAGAGACUGUAUAAGGGCUAUCCCUUGAAAGUGUCACCCUGUGGACAGAGUGUUUUUAGCUGUGUAACAUGCAUCCUCAAUUUGUCUAUUCUUGGAGAAAAACACAACUUGGAAGACCUGGUGGAAGAACUGAAGAAGAACCUUCCAGAUUUGAGCUUUGGCCCAUUUCUUCCUGGUGGGCACAUACAUGUUCAGGGGCCAUUUUCAGCUGUCUGCACCCUCCAGAAUAAGCUUGUGUUAAAAGCCAAACACUCUGUUUCGGAACAAAAUGACAGGAAAAAAGAAAGGGUACCAAGUCCCAGGCCAAACGUGAGGCCAGGAAGGAGUGGAUUUUCAUCAGAGCCGAGAGAAAACUUUAUUUCGGAUACAAGCGAGGAGAUCCUAACAGUUGUCGUUGAUACAGACAUAUAUCACUACAUGAAAACAUUCAAAAAUAAGCUAUAUCAGAGGGCUCUAGAAAAAUAUUGUGUGAAUACUUCUACAUCAACAGAUGGUGACGUUACCACCAUAUAUCUUUAUAGGGACAGCACCAAGAAAGGUCCAAGCCCGGUAGAAGACGCCAAAAACACAAUGGAAAGUUUAUUCGCAGAACUGCAUGGCUCAUUACGCAAAGAAAGAUUGUCUCAGAAAGGGUUAACAAGAAUUGAGAAAAGAGAAUACGAGUGGGCUUGUGAGGUUGUUGGUGUCUUGUUUCCAAAAGUUCUGAUUGUACCAUAUUCAACUCACAUAGACAUUAUAGGAUUCUCCUCAGACAUUUACGAGUUUUCACGGCAAGUGAAUAAAAUGGCAGGGAAUUCCCAUAAAGAGCCUCAGAAAUAGUUGGCAGCUAAUUUGAUACGUUAAUGAUAGUCUUCUGUUGUGCUGUCUGUCCAUAAUAUGGGUCAGUUCCUGUUUGCUUUACCUUGUUGGCUCACAGGAACUGGAAAAGUAAUGGGCAAGUACAGUUGCGAAGAUGGGAAGACGUGUGGAGAUUUUUGGUGGAAUUACUAGAAUGACUUGUGUGAGCUCAAACACUGACAGGUGAAUGAACACCAGCCAACCAAUGGAUAUCAUGAAAGUGGUACAGCUUGGCACGACAAAACUAAGUUGAAAACUGAUUGUGCCCAGUUGUACUUCUGCUUCUGAACAUCAGCAUUUUUUAGAAAGCAAAGUUAAAUGUGUAGUAACUUUGUUCCACUAAAGCCCCAGCCCUGUAUUCUCAGCAUGUUGUUCAGUUUCAAGUUUUCUGGUGCUGAUUACUUCCAUGAGCUAUUUGUACACAAGAUGAUAUCUGUAUAAGAAGUGUAGACAGCUAAAGACUAUUUUUCUUAGUAUUUAUAUUUUAUUAAAAAUUGAUUUCAAGUACCUUUCUCCUAUAUGUAGCUUGGUUUCACAGUAUUAAAGGUCUUUUUAUACCCAG